Messenger RNA from Polistes dominula (European paper wasp), 517 nucleotides. It is a transcript of the gene RpL35, whose product is annotated as ribosomal protein L35. Gene Ontology annotation, biological process: translation; maturation of LSU-rRNA from tricistronic rRNA transcript (SSU-rRNA, 5.8S rRNA, LSU-rRNA). The record is from RefSeq and is a predicted model, not a curated record. NCBI's taxonomy places the organism in Eukaryota, Metazoa, Arthropoda, Insecta, Hymenoptera, Vespidae. Gene Ontology annotation, cellular component: ribosome; cytosolic large ribosomal subunit. Gene Ontology annotation, molecular function: structural constituent of ribosome; mRNA binding.
AAUAUAGUUGCUUCACCUAUUGGUACCCAUAAUUGGUACAUUCACACAGUGAUCGAUUCACAUUUCAACCUUUUUGUAUUUCCCGUACAAAGAAACAUCAUGGGGAAAGUUAAGUGUUCUGAUUUAAGGACUAAAGAUAAGAAGGAGUUGCUAAAGCAACUUGAUGAGUUGAAGACAGAGCUUACUAGCUUGAGAGUAGCUAAAGUAACCGGAGGAGCUGCUUCAAAAUUAUCUAAAAUCCGUGUUGUGAGGAAAGCUAUUGCUCGUGUAUAUAUUAUUAUGCACCAAAAGCAAAAAGAAAAUCUUCGUCUGCUGUUCAGAAAUAACAAAUACAAACCAUUAGAUUUAAGGCCAAAGAAAACCAGAGCAAUACGCCGCAAGUUAACGCCUUAUCAAGCUGGCAAAAAAACAUUGAAAGCGAUUCGCAAACAGUCUAUAUAUCCUCAAAGGAAAUAUGCUCUAAAGGAAUAAUAUGUAUUGUUUUUACAUAUAAAUAAAACAUAAAAAUAACAAUUUA